This is a messenger RNA of Acanthosepion pharaonis, 1083 nucleotides long. NCBI's taxonomy places the organism in Eukaryota, Metazoa, Mollusca, Cephalopoda, Sepiida, Sepiidae. The record is from the annotation of a GenBank genome assembly.
AUGAUUAUCUACGAAGCACUAGCAAGUAAAACGACUAUCUACAAAGCACUAUCAAGGACAUUAAUCGUUUUAUUCCAGAUAAAACUUCUUCAAAACUUUUAUGGUUGCAAGUUAACAUGGUUUUCUUAUUACGGCUCGGGGCGAUAUUUACAUAGUUACGGACUACGGCUCAUUACCAAACAGAGAAAGAAAAUAAACAUUAUCUUCUCCCUCCUUCCCUCUCUAUGUUUCUUUUACUCCGUCCGCACCUCUACUACACUCUCUGAACACUUUCGUUAUAUCUCUCGCUCUCUUUUAUCACAUCUCUCCUCCCCUUACAUAUUUAUAACCUCUCACUUUUCUUUCCUCCUUCUUUAUCUCCUUUUUCUCUCUUUUGCCGCAUCUCUCUUUUCCUCCCUCCUUUUUAUCUUCUCUCUUUCUCUUCCACCUUUGUGCUUUACCUUCUCUCUCUCUUUCUCCCUCAUUUAUCACCAAUCUCUUCCUUCCUCUUUUUAUUACUUCUCUCUCUCUUUUUUCUUCCUUCUUUAUCACCCUCUCUCUUCCUCCCUCCUUCUUUAUCACCUCUUUCUCCCACUUCUUUAUCACGCUUCUCUCUCUCUUUCUCCCUCCUUCUUAUCACCUCUCUCUCUUCCUCCCAUAUAUCAACCCUCUCUCUCUUCCUCUCUCCUUAUUUAUCACUUAUCUCAUUCAUCCCCCUUUUUUAUCACCUCUUUCUCUUACUAUCCCUUCUUUAUCACCUCUCUCUAUCUCUUCUUCCUCCUCCUUUACCACCUCUCUCUCUCUUCUUCAGCCAUCAGUCUGCCAACAAACAUCAUCUAUUAUAUAAAACACAAUGUUACUGCAUUUAUCAGUCAAGCGACCUUAUCCCCACUUCUUAUUAAUGGAAUACGCCGUUCUUAUCUGGGUUGUGUUUUCGGGAUUCGUCUGUUCGUUGUCGUGAAUUUUAGGCUGUUUUCAGCAACUUUCUUCUUUCUUUGUCUCGUGUACUCUUCCAGUCCUUUGACUGAUAAGUCAACGCAAUGCUCAAAAUUGACGAGUUUUCUUUUCUAUUUUCUUCUAUCAUGCAGCAUGUCGAUAUCUUGA